This is a messenger RNA of Glycine soja, 1718 nucleotides long. RefSeq names its product UDP-glycosyltransferase 87A1-like. The transcript has 2 exons. NCBI's taxonomy places the organism in Eukaryota, Viridiplantae, Streptophyta, Magnoliopsida, Fabales, Fabaceae. The record is from RefSeq and is a predicted model, not a curated record. Gene Ontology annotation, molecular function: UDP-glycosyltransferase activity. Bases 190 to 1587 code for a protein of 465 amino acids.
AGAAUUCCUUAAUUCUUGCAGGGGUCCACCUGGAACUAAUUAAUUAAGAAUUCUGAUACAAAUUAACUUCUUAGAGUUCAGAUUCACCAACCUGGAAGUAAAAACAAAAAUAUAAAAAAGUUAAAAACAGUUCUCCUUUCACUUUUCCAAAAUCUUCUCUCCCUAUUUUCCUAGACACCCUUUAUCUCCAUGGACGAUUGCAUUCAAGUUCUACCAAUCACCGCCAGCCACGUGGUGGCAGUGCCAUACCCUGGACGAGGCCACGUCAACCCCAUGAUGAACCUCUGCAAGCUGCUCCUCUCCAAGAACUCCGACAUCCUCGUAAGCUUCGUGGUCACCGAGGAAUGGCUCGGCUUCAUAGGCUCCGAGCCCAAACCCGACAACAUCGGAUUCGCCACUAUCCCCAACGUUAUUCCCUCCGAACACGGUCGAGCCAGCGACUUCGUCGGCUUCUUUGAAUCCGUUAUGACCAAAAUGGAAGCUCCCUUUGAAGAGUUACUCCAUCGCCUUCAGCCGCUCCCAACGCUAAUCAUAUACGACACUUACCUCUUCUGGGUGGUUCGCGUUGCCAAUAGUAGAAACAUUCCCGUGGCGUCGUUUUGGCCAAUGUCUGCGUCGGUUUUCGCUGUCUUCAAACACUACCAUCUUCUCCAGCAAAAUGGCCACUACCCUGUAAAUGUAUCGGAAGACGGUGAGAAACGUGUGGAUUAUAUUCCGGGGAACUCGUCAAUUCGUCUGGCAGAUUUUCCCCUUAACGAUGAAAACUGGCGCAGCCGAAAAUUGUUGGAAUUGGCCUUGAAUGUUAUACCAUGGGUGCAGAAGGCGCAAUAUCUGUUAUUUCCUUCCAUAUACGAACUUGAGCCUCAAGCUAUUGAUGCUUUGAAAUCAGAACUCUCUAUACCCAUUUACACUGUUGGCCCUGUAAUACCUUAUUUCGGCAAUGGCCACAUUGAUUUCUCUAAUUUUGCUGACCAUGAACUUGGCUACUUUCAAUGGCUUGAGAACCAACCCUCUGGCUCUGUGUUAUACAUUUCUCAAGGGAGCUUUCUAUCGGUUUCCAAUGAACAAAUUGAUGAAAUUGCAGCUGGUGUUCGCGAAAGUGGCGUUCGGUUCUUGUGGGUGCAGCGCGGAGAGAAUGAUAGGUUGAAAGAUAUUUGUGGAGAUAAGGGACUAAUUUUGCAAUGGUGUGAUCAAUUGAGAGUGUUGCAGCAUCAUGCUAUUGGAGGGUUUUGGUCUCAUUGUGGGUGGAAUUCCACCAGAGAAGGUGUUUUUAGUGGUGUUCCUUUUCUGACCUUUCCAAUAUUUAUGGACCAACCCCUUAAUGGUAAGUUGAUAGUAGAGGAAUGGAAGGUGGGGUGGAGGGUGAGGACAAAGGUUAAAGAGGACACUUUGAUAACAAAAGAUGAAAUUGCUAGUCUUAUUAGAAAAUUCAUGCAUCUGGGUAGUGAUGAAGUGAGAGAUAUGAGGAAAAGAAGCAGAGAGCUGAAGCAGUUAUGUCAUGGUGCAAUUGCAAGUGGUGGGUCAUCAGAAACUAAUAUCAAUGAUUUUCUUUCGCAUGUAUUACAGAGUGCCAAACCAGAGUUAUAGUUUUCUAGCCAGAGUGCUGGAUCCCAUUCUCAAAUAUCUUGAUCGUAAGAGCCGAGAAUUCAUAUUUACAAUGUUUGAAUCACAGGAUAUGAGGAGGGCACUUAUCCAAAUCUAUCUUGUUGGAGGUUGGA